Messenger RNA from Talaromyces marneffei, 1353 nucleotides. RefSeq lists its product as uncharacterized. The coding region runs from base 1 to 1353 and encodes 450 amino acids. Gene Ontology annotation, molecular function: hydrolase activity, hydrolyzing O-glycosyl compounds. NCBI's taxonomy places the organism in Eukaryota, Fungi, Ascomycota, Eurotiomycetes, Eurotiales, Trichocomaceae. The record is from RefSeq and is a predicted model, not a curated record. Gene Ontology annotation, biological process: carbohydrate metabolic process. The transcript is spliced from 3 exons.
AUGGGCCUGUCUCGAUUGAUCAAAUAUGCAGUUUGGGCACUCGCUUCUUCCUGCCUCGCUAAUGCAUCCCUUCAGAUAGUUCCUGGAGCAACUUGGACUUCUCCCACCACGCAUGCCCACAUCCAAGCCCACGGCGCCGGCGUCAUCGAAGUAGACGGCACUUACUACCUAAUCGGCGAAGACAAAACUAACGGCACCUACUUCCGACACGUCAACUGCUACUCCUCCACGGAUCUGGUGAAAUGGAACUAUGUCGGUCCACUGUUGACCGUCACAUCAAGCGGCGACCUGGGUCCCGGGCGAAUCGUCGAAAGACCAAAAGUCAUAUACAAUUCCCGCACGAAGAAAUAUGUUCUCUAUAUGCAUAUUGAUAGCUCGAGUUAUGGGGAGGCGAAAGUGGGCGUUGCAACGGGGGAUAGUGUCUGCGGGACGUAUAAGUAUUUGGGCAGUUGGCAGCCGUUGGGAUAUCAGUCGAGGGAUAUUGGGUUGUUUCAGGAUGAUGAUGGGUCGGCUUAUUUGCUUACGGAGGAUAGAGCAAAUGGUUUGCGCAUCGACUCACUGACGGACGACUAUCUCAAUGUCUCCGCGCCCGUCCAUCUUUUCUCCGACAUGGAGGCACCAGCAAUGGUGAAAUUGAACGGCUACUAUUUCAUGUUUGCCUCGCAUCUGACGGGCUGGUCCACAAACGAUAAUGCGUACAGUUACGCCACGAACUUAGCCGGACCCUGGUCAAGCUGGAAGACCUUUGCAACGGUGGGAUCAGAUACCUACCAGUCCCAGACAAACUACAUCCUACCGUUCCCCGGUAAUAGAACGGUCAUGUAUAUGGGUGAUCGCUGGAUCUCCACUGAUCUUGUCGCGAGUACUUACGUAUGGCUUCCGCUUACAUUUAGUGGCACCACUGUCACUAUGGCAGAUUAUACAAGCUGGGUUCCAAACGUUCAAGCGGAUAGCUGGUCAACUGCUCCAUCUGAAAAUCGUUAUUAUGGGGUGAAUGCCACCCUCACCAAGGGGGCUGUCAUCGUGUCGUGUUCCGGAUGCUACGACAAUGAAGCUGCCGGGUAUAUUGGUGGCCCAAGUGGAGGAACCGCGACUUUCACGGGUAUCACAGCGACUUCGUCCGCAUUAUCGACUGUGCAAAUAGUGUAUCGGAAUGGUGAUAGUACAGCUCGAUACGCUGAUGUAACGGUAAAUGGUGUGACGCAGUUGAUUGAGUUUUUGCCAUCGUUGUCUCCUGGGACGAGUGUGAUUAAUUGUCAUCUCAAUGCGGGCUCGAGUAAUGAGAUUGUUAUCACGACAACUGAUGGGACGUAUGGACCGGAUAUUGGGACGCUGGUCGUGCCACAGCAGUAA